Molecule: messenger RNA, 600 nt
Organism: Lottia gigantea (owl limpet)
Lineage: Eukaryota; Metazoa; Mollusca; Gastropoda; Lottiidae
Exons: 1
Coding region: 1-600 (199 amino acids)
Source: RefSeq, a predicted model, not a curated record
AUGCUCCCCAACUACAACAACCACUGGCAAGAAGCCAGAAAUAGAAACACUAAUCGUCAACCAAACCAAUAUCACGUACCCUACAACGGCCCUGUCUUCCAUCGACCUCUACCACCUACCAAUCGCCGACCACCAACCAACCCAUCCAGCUAUAUCCCACCCCAUCGCCGACCUACCUACAACACAGCCUACCAAUCAAGAGGUAACCAUCGACCUGACCAACAACAGAAACGACUACCAGCCCACCGACGCCAACCAGUCCCCACUCAUAAGGAGGAAGAACCCUUUGUGAAGGUGUUCUUCCAAGUUUUGCAGUGCCUCCAUCAUUUGGCAAUCCUUACCCUUCAACAGCAAGGCCAACCAGCAUUUACCUUCAAACGCAAAGUCUCUGAGUUGGAUGGUUUUAUCCGUCCAGCAAUGAAAACAUCAGCUGUCGACGCGAAUAUUAGAUCCUUCAAUCGGACAUGGCUCUGUAAGGUUAUGCAGGUCCUGAUCGACCGUUACCAAACCACACUUCAAGAGAAGCUGACCACCAUUCGUACCAAGUCUUUAUCAUCACCUGCCGUCGACCGGAUCGUUGUAGAUAUGUUUAUCAUGUAA